GACCGAAGUAUUUCUUAUCGUACUUGACUGGUAUCGUAACCUAGUUCAGACUUGUUAUAAUCUUUGGUCUGGUUGUGCGCUGCGGCAGCUUCCUCUCUACCUAGAUUACAGAUCUCGAUCUCUCUCUCGCUAUGUCUCACGUUGAUAACAGGAACUCUUCGGCAACCAAACGGGCUCGAACCGAUGGUGGACGUAGGGAGGAUGACUGGACUUGUCCUACUUGUGGUAAUGUCAAUUUUUCAUUUAGAACUACGUGCAAUAUGCGUAAUUGUACGCAGUCGAGACCAGCUGAUCAUAACUCGAAAUUUGCUGCUAGGCCAAUGCAUACCCCUCAGGGCUACUCGUCCUCAGCUCCCUAUGUAGGUGCUGGUGCGGCUUCAAACUAUAUGGGUGUGCCACCUUAUGGUUCGUCUCUCUUCAACCAGACAGGUAUGCCUCCUUAUAAUGCUCCCUUCUCGGGGAGCUCUAAUUAUCACUACAACUAUGAAAACCGUAUGUCUGGAGGCAGCCCAUUUCGUCAGCUGCAUUUAUCUGGUCCGACAUCUUAUUCUACUGGAGCUACUAUGAUGGGAAAUGGUGGAAUGUAUACUGUGCCUCCCAUGAUGAACCGAUAUGGCAUGGGUUUGCCAUUGGGACACGCUGAUCUGGGACCAAGACCUGGUUUUUUCCCAGAAGAUAAAGCUCUGAAGAGAAAUGCAGAGGGCACACGUGACAAUGAUUGGACAUGUCCUAAGUGCGGAAAUGUCAACUUCUCAUUUAGAACAGUCUGUAACAUGAGGAAGUGCAACACGGAAAAGCCCGGAUCUCAGGCUGUCAAGUCUGGGAAGAAUUCUAAGCCUGAGAUGCCUGAGGGGAGCUGGAAGUGUGAGAAAUGCAACAACAUCAAUUAUCCUUUCAGGACAAAGUGUAAUAGGCAAAAUUGUGGGGCUGAUAAGCCAUCGGACACCAGGAAGUCCCCUCCGGAACCAGUGGAUGAUAAUGAUCAGUGAGUACUAGGCAUGUUUGUGGGUUGAGAAGGUCCAGAGUUGUCGUUCAGCAUUCCUCAGUAUGGGUCUCCUAAAGUCAGUCGUGUCAUCAUCCUGUUGCAGCAAUUGUCAGUUACCAUGUCUUCUGAUUCGUGUCAAGUUGUUAACUGAAUUUAUGCGGUCUUAUGGAUCCUUUUAUCAGCUACAUAUUGCCUGCCAGUUUGUUCUGGUGAGAGUCCUUGGUUUAGUCAUUUUACAAUAGGGUUUGUACUUUGGCAGUCAUAUUAUGUUAUAGUCAUCUACAAUGCAUUUGUCAAAUGAUCAAGUGUCAUAAAGAACUAUAUUAUGGCAUGCGUAGUGUCAUCCAAACAAUUUGAUAUGUGUCCGCAUUUUAUUGUUAUAUGACCAGGAACUUCAGUA
This is a messenger RNA of Daucus carota subsp. sativus, 1385 nucleotides long. RefSeq names its product ranBP2-type zinc finger protein At1g67325. Lineage: Eukaryota; Viridiplantae; Streptophyta; Magnoliopsida; Apiales; Apiaceae. Gene Ontology annotation, molecular function: transcription coregulator activity; mRNA binding. Gene Ontology annotation, cellular component: cytoplasm; nucleus. The coding region runs from base 132 to 989 and encodes 285 amino acids. The transcript is spliced from 10 exons. Gene Ontology annotation, biological process: regulation of DNA-templated transcription. The record is from RefSeq and is a predicted model, not a curated record.